AAAGAAGUUCCUAAAUAACAUGAAGUGCUGGUCUGGUACUGGCCACAGACUCCCCUGUAUCAGUGGCAGCCUCUUGGUCCCUCUUUGCAGAGCACAUGGAAAAUCAGUCCCUGGUUUGCAGCAGCUGCCCAGACAGCACCAUGGGCAUUGUCUGGAGGAGCCCCUGCCCUGGCUCACGCCCCUGGCAGACCUGGCAGCAUCCUCAGUUUUUCAGGGACGCUCUCUGCAGCGCUGGUGCAGCCCUGGAGCAGCGGGCGGCUCCCUGAGGCCCUGCCAGGGGCCAUGGCUCUGCUGCUGGCAGCGGCACAAGUGCUGCUGCUCCUGGGGCUGCCCGGGCACUCCCAGCGCCUCUGCUCGCCCACUGCCUUCUACAAGAACUGCUGGAUCCGGCGCUUCCCAGGCCUCCUGGUGGACCUGCGGGAGUCGCGGAGGAGGGGAGCGCAGCUGCUGCAGGGUUAUGCAGAAACCUCCCCCCAGCAGUGCAGCAGGAGCUGCUGCCUUCUGAGGAACGUCUCCUGCAAUCUAGCAGUGUUCUACCAUGGAGCCAUUCAUGAGAACAGGAACUGCCUGCACAUGUCUUGCCCAGCUUUGGAAAGCUGCAUUCUAAAGGCUGGAGUUGAUGUCAUUUUGUACAACAUCACAGCAGGGAUUGAUCCAGAUCUUCUCAUUUUUGAGAAACUGAAAUCCCAAGAGCCAAAUUCUUACUCCUCAGCAAGUAAAUCUGAGAGGCAGCACAGCACAAAGACCCCUGAGGGGGGAAGAUGCCAACAUCACAAUGCCACCACGUCAGGUUCUCCUCUGCUCCAAGCUCCACCUGCUGCCACAAGCCAUGGCUUACCAGCAAACACUCCGAGCCCCAGCUGGAGUCUGAGAGUGCAGAGAACUGAAGGUACUGCCUAUUCCAGGGCAGACACUUCCCCAGCAGCCAUUGCUUUUGCUAAGAGGACAAGCAGCAUGUCGGUCACCAGCUCAGACAAGAUUGCACACGCAGCUUUGAGCCCCAAGCCUGCCCAGGUGUUAUCCCACGUGCCCACCCCUCCUCGCCUGAACAGCAGCAAGCAACACCUCAAUGAAACCAAAGGCUCCAGUGGGAGGAAUUCCACAUCAGACAACGAGGCAGCUGCCUGGGAAGCUGCAGCUUUGGGGGUCUGGCUGAUUCCUGUUGUCCUUUGCUCCUCUCUCCUCUGCCUGUGCUGUUGCACUGUUGCCCUCACAGCCGGGCGCUGCAGCUACAGGAGGGGUCACUAUAAACCUGUAAGGACAAGAACAACCAUGUCCAGACAGCUCAUAAAAUAUGCUCCUGUCAGAGGUAAUCUGUGAAACACCAUCCUGGUUCUGGAACAAUCAGAAUUUUAAAAAUGCACCCCAUACACCAGCUUACUUCUCUCACAGAAGCAGGGAUAAAAUAGUUCAGAAUGUUUUGGUUAUGAUUUACUUCUCAGCAGAUGAAGCACACCUCCCUAUCUGUUUAGGCAGGAAACACCCAGUCACAGCUCCCAUUGUUUGAAGCAUUUUGGUUCAUAAUCUGACGCAGAUUAAUGCCUGACAAACACUGUAACACUUUCCCCCAGGUUCAGUGCAGCUGCAGUGUUGGCAUGUCUGUGUGGCAGAGAAUUAUUUAACUGGAUGAGAAAUCCUGCUAUAGUUAUUUUUGUCCUUGUCUAUUUGCUACUGAAUAAAUAAACAUCCCAUGGAAUGCAGGAAUACACAGGUCACUUAUAAAAUGGUCUUUUUGUUUGAAAUGUUCAAAAUGAUCAUGUUUUCUGCCAAAGAAAGGCUAAAUCUAAAUUCAGAGAACUAGAACUCUUUUGGUAAAGAACUAGGUCUGUACUUUUGGAUGCCUUUCUUCAAGCUGAAUACAGCCAUUAAAAUUCUGCUUGUGUUCACUUUAUAGUCUUGAGUGCUGCCAAGAAGGCAAUUCAAACUUCAACACCUUGCAGCACUCCAUUCCAAAUAGAAUUUCUCCAGAAAAUCUGGGAAUAUACAUGCCAUUAUUAUUGCUACAUAAUUGCAUGUAGUUUUUAGGAUACAGAAUUUACACGCAGAUAGCUUCAUCUAAUUUAGAUUAGAAAAAUUAUCUUUUCUUGACCUAAGCAUUGCCCUGUAGUUUCAGCUGGAUAAUUUGUUUCAGUUUUCUUAGCCUAGGGUUUUGCCAAGCAUUGCUGACUACUCUGUUAUCUUCAGUUACAGAGGCAUAGACAGUUUGUGCUAGAAUUAGUUGUUUAAUACCUGGGAUUUUUAUUGGAAUACCAACUUAUUUUUUGUUUCUGAAGACAGGAGAGUGCACAAUGUCUCCUCCCUGUUUCACCAAGUAAGAUUUGCAGUUUGAGGCAGCACUGUGGUAAAACAAUGCCCCUCACUCAUUAAUUUAUAGUGCUGCAAAGAAUGCAUUUUUUUUUGUAAAUAAAGAUUUAAAUGCAUCAAGAACAGGGCAAGAUGCUUAAAUCCAUAAUACGUAUAUAUUUAUGAUCUAUUGUUGAACUUGCAGCCACAAAAGCCUGUCUAAGGAACUUAGCUCUUACAGUAUCAGUGUGGAAACAAACUGUGAACGUGGGCCAUCACCUUUCUACUCUGUACUGUAAAGAUAUUACUGUUCUCAGACAAUAUUACAGAGCUCAGCUGAAAACUGACAGGUUCUAUCACAUUGCAAUCCCUUCCUUACCUGAGACUUGCACUAAUUUGAUGUCCCCAAGUCCUUAAGUGUCCAUUCUUCCAGUUCAGGCUGAGCUGUGCACUGAGUGCCCCACAGAGCAUCUGCUGACAGCAGAAUCAGUAGUGCCUCCAGCUUUUUUAGCUCCUCUGUGCUAUCAGUCAGCCUCCAGAGCAGCUUGAGUCAAGGAGAAAAAGAAGAAAAGCUUGUGGGGUGGAUACAGAUGUAGGAUUUUUUAAAAUAGAAUAAGUCAUAGGUAGUUAAACACUUGCUUUCAAAAAGGAGGGUUUUCAUCUCCCUUCCCUCUCAGAAAAGUAACUCCCUGCCUGCAGCAAGCCACAGGCAUUCCUGGUUCCUUGUUUUUUUAUCUCCAGAUUAGUGAUUGUAGAGUGCACUUCAGAGCACACCUCAGUUCUUACCAGAAAAAGAUACAGGAGACAAAAUGAAAAAUGCUAUCUGUCCCACAAGCAAAUGCUUCUGGGACAGCAGGGAAUGAUUAAAGCAAGAUUAUGUUCUGAAGAGAUUUCUUGGUUUGUUGACAGAGAAAAAAAAAAAUUGGCAGACAAAGGGUUAUAUGAAGCACAAUAGCAAAGCUAUUUCAUUACAGACUAAGAGAGUCACAAUAAAAUAAAUAAAUGAAUACAUUUUAGGUAUGAGGGAAAGCAAGAAAUGGGUAGCAAGAUGAUUUUUGCAGACAGCACAUCCCUUUUUAGGCAACUGCCCCUUUAUCCCUUUGUUGUGCUUGUAGCAUCACUAUGCCUGAAAACAGGGGGGAAAAAAAUCCACUGUUAGGAAUGUUUAUAUGGGGGAUAAAAGGAAAGUUUCCACAGGUGUGCACAGAGGGGUGCACACUUCAGUCAUUUACAUUGUAAUGCACAUGACACAUUAAUAAGUGACCAGUGCUAAAGAUGUAUUUAUUAUUGUGCUGCAGUGCUGCUUUAACCUGCAAAUCUCUUAAUCUCUAACUCUUCAGUUUUUAAACUUUAGCACAGGCUUCCAGAGAAAUGGAUGAUGCAAAAGUAUUAAAAAAAUACUUAAAAAUACUUAAAAAAAACUUUAAAAAUACAGUAAAAUAGAGAUGUGUAGUUUACUUCUUAAAAAUAUGUGCUGUAUUUUAUAUCCUUGAGGUUGGGAAGGCUCCCACAGGAGUUAAGAUCCCAGUGUUUCAGGUAUUCUGCACAGUCACAGAGAAAUACUGUCACCUUCAAACACAAACAGUUUAGAGGGAGAAGCAGAAAAGCAGAGAGGAACAUCCAAGAGCUCAAAAUAGCAUCCAAGCUGCCUUUUGUCCUGCCCACUGCAUUACACAAGUUCUGUACUGUAACAUAGAAACCAUCAGUAAAAAUCACAAGUGUAAGUUUGAGUUUUAUCCCAACAUUGCUCUUGGCCAGUAGGCAUCACCUGUUUUUGGGAGAGACACUUGGUGCUCAGCAGUCACCUUAAAUCCUGCUUUAUUACUUGAAUCGUUAAUAGGAUGUAUGUAAGUUAGGUUUGAACACUUCAGAGAGAGCUAGAGAAGCCUGUACAUUUUAGGUUUUCCAUAAAUUAUCUCUGAAGCUAAUGAAAAAGUCAGUUUCCCUUGCUGUGCUGUUCUUUCUACCAGACAUUAUUAUUAUUGAUGAGGUCAAAUUGUUGUUUCAGCCAUGACUUCCAGAGUUCUGCUUGAGUCCAUUCUGUGAAAAGCAAAGGAAAACUGGAAUGUCCUCUGCUGCAGAAGAUUCUCUCAGGUGCUCACAUGUCCUGAGUACAGAAGGACAGCUUUGUGGAGAAAAGCAAACUUAGGGGAUUUGGGGUUUCUUAAGACAUUUCAGGGCCUCGCUCCUGCCAGCCUUGUAUACACCACUGGCUCCCCAGCUGGCUCCUAGGGCAGCCCUUGUGCAGACACUGACAAAGCUAAUUAAGGAAACAUUUCUCCUGUGCACAUACUAGAACCAAACUGCCUCUGGAACAGAGCCAGGCACAACUUCAGGCACCAUUCUUUUGAGUCAAACUGCACUUACUUCCUCAGUUGUUUUGGUUUCAUGGCUGUUCAGAGAAGAUUUGGAAUUAUACAGAUGUUCCCAUUUCAAAUGGAAAUUUUAAACAUUACCCUCCUUGUCCCUGGAUAAAGGAGUGACCUGAUAACAGCUGAAACUUUCCCAUAUUAAGCUUCUGCUAAAAUUUUACAUUAAUACACAUCUAAAAGGAAGGACUACUGAAGAACCAGGUCAGUCAGUGCAAAAUUGGGAUUACAGGACAAACAUUUUCAGUCUUAGUACAGCUCUGGCAAAUUCUCAUAGGAAUUAAAAUGCUGCAUUAAACUUGGUCUCUCACCAUAUGAAAACAAUCCUGACCUAAGAAGAAUCCUUCCUAAAGUGACAGUGUUUUGGCAGUGGGAACAGAUGCACUCCCUGGCUGUAUGUACACACAGAGCACACAGUGAGAAAUCCUAGCAGGGAGUGAGUCCAGCACACAGAAUGCUGCAGGAAUCAAUUCCCCUCAGCUUUCAAUGUCUUUAUUCUUACCCUGCUUCUGCUCAACGAGCUGCUGGCAUGGGUAACUCUUUUAUAGGUAUGCAGAAUCCUGAACUCCCUCUGCCCCUUCUAGGGAAUGACUUUCUCUCUAAGUUGAAAUCUUACUAAGCCAGGAAGGUAGAAUAAAAGCAUGAUUUAUUUUUGUCCUUUCAAGGUUUGGUAGGGUUUUUUUUUCGUAAUUGUGAGAAGGCAAUAAAAUUGUGAUUCCAGAGUUUUAAAUCAAUUACAAAUUAUCAAAGAUAAACAUCGAUAUAAUCCUUUCUCUGUGCUACCUAGGAUGCUACAAGCUUCUUUCUUUCCUUGAAAAGAAAGGCUUUUCCUUGAAAAAUCUGGGUACAUUCAAGAGAGAAGUCAGCAGGCCUGAGGGUAACAAGGCUCAGUCCAUUCCUAUUAAGUUACAAACACACCUCACCAACUCUCAUCAUUCUUCCUGUCCCAGGUACUCUGGGAUCUUCUCAACAACUGCUGGUUCACUUUCCCACUACCAUCCCAUUUUCCACCUUAUUUUACUCCACUAUUUUAGAGACAGGUGCUUUUACAUAGGAUAUUUUUUUGCCCUCACAAUAACUGAGAACUUCAACUGUCCAGAGUGCUUCAACAUCUGUCCAAGUCAGACUCUUAGGUAACAUUACCCUCAUUUUACACAUAGACAAAAAUCUGAAAGGAUUGGAAAAGCAUUUAGAGCUCCUCAUUUUCAGACUUUUAAUUAAUGGAACUGGAAGUAUUAACUAAUUUCAUUAGUUUUGACAUUGUUGCUCUAGGUUAAAUGCUCAAAGAAGUGUGAGAAAUCAGAAUGUGAUUAAGCAGAGGACUGAACUGAUCAUGCUAACAAAACACAAAAUAAAACAUUCAAGUUACCAGUAUGAAUCCAAACAUACUUUAUUCAAAGAUUCAUGGACAGGACUUAACUCAUAGUCAACUUUUUGGCUCAAGUUCUGAAUAAUUAUACAUCCAUAUCAUCAGAAAUACUAACACAGUAGUUGAACAUCUCUGUAAUGAUCAGGUGUACCUGCAGAUCUGCUCUUCUCAUGCUUGUAUAUUCAGUAGUUUCUUCACAGACUCCUUGUACUGAGACAUGUUACUUUCUGUUUCACCUUCAUUUUUAAGCGCAAUGACUGAGUUUCUGUAAUUCUUAACUACUUCAGAUGCCAGCAGCUCUUCCUUAGUGACAUUACUGACAUUCUCUGAGGCUUUUAUUCGAAGCAGUGUGUCCAAGGCAUUUUUCUGAGAGCGACUGUUUUCCCAGGUAUAUUCUUCCAUGUCUUCCUCAGACUUCUCGCUCUCCCACUUCUCAGUUUUCUGAAAGAAAAUGCACAACCUUAAAAACUACCCAGGAAACAAAGCAACAAUAAUUUGAAGAAAUUGAUCUCUCAUAGCGAUUCCCUUUAAAAGCUGCAUUCAUGGUGGAAGGUAUUUCCUCCUCUAGAGUGCAAGGCUUGUAACUCAAGCCUGUAUGAGCAGGAUGAACUCCUUUCUCCCACUCAUCAGGUUCCUUCUGUACCUGGCAGAUACAAUUGGCUGAGUCAGAGUAAGAGAAAAUGCUUAUGGACUGUACUUAAUGAGUAACUAAAAACCUUGUAAAAGUAGUAAUUUUAAAGAGCCCUUAACACUGCAGUUCUGGGAGCAGCCACCCAGCAUUAUGUCCCUAGCACAGGGUUCUGGUCUGCCUGCACUGGCUGGUGGGAGGAAACUGAGACACUGCCUAAUGAGUAACCCAUGAUGUGAUUCAUGAAGAAAAGCACCACCAACAAAUCCAUUUCUUCUUCCUGCAAAAUACAUUGCUCAAGAGAAUCUCUACCCACAAGGUGCUGAGCAUUACCUAAUCAGUGCUGCAAAAUUAGACAGGAUCACAAGUAGGGUACUGACAUAAGACACCAUCCCAGUGCCUGUAAAUACACUUCUUCUGUAUCAAUUCUGUCUUUCAAUAUCUCUCCAGCAGGUCUUGAAAGAAUCUUUAAGGAAUAUUUCAAAUGUUGUAACUUGCUGGUUUUUAUUGUACUUUAAUAAAUACAGAUGCUUCAGUGAUACAUUUGCAUUUUUAUAUUGCAGGCUAUAUGUUUGAGUAUUUAUAUUAUUUAGUACUUUACUGUUGUAACCAAUAUGUCAUAACUUUAUAUUACCUCAUCUAUGUAUGAAUCACAAUUUGAAGUAUUUUGGGUUUAGUUUUGCUAAUCAUGUUUUUCUUGCAAUUGUUAUAAAAUCACACCUAAAUAAAAUUUGCAUUUCUCUGGAAA
Haemorhous mexicanus (house finch) is the source of this 7397-nucleotide messenger RNA. It is a transcript of the gene MANSC4, whose product is annotated as MANSC domain containing 4. The coding region runs from base 283 to 1320 and encodes 345 amino acids. The record is from RefSeq and is a predicted model, not a curated record. NCBI's taxonomy places the organism in Eukaryota, Metazoa, Chordata, Aves, Passeriformes, Fringillidae. The transcript has 4 exons.